AUGGAAUCGAACAAGGGACAGGAAACUUUUGGAGUUGGCGGACUAGUCAACCUCCAUGGAAAGAUAGAGAUGGUUGACGACUCUCUAACGCUUAACGAGGAAUUCAAGAAAAACGUUGCCAUACCUUAUUUCAAGGAUAUUUAUAAGGACCUAGUUCAGUGGUCUGAUUAGAAAUCUAAAGGUAUCAAUAAAGUCUCAAUUCUGACUUACUCUCAAUUACCCGGUAUUAUUGGAGAGAGAUUCUGCUCAGUUCUAGAUCUAAGCGGAGAUGGGUACAUAGACUUGAAAGAGUUUGUUCACGGGUUUUUCAAAGUUUACUAUUCGAAUCUAGACACAAAGAUCAAACUUGCCUUUGACAUGUAUGACUUUGAUAAGGAUGGAUAUAUCAAGAAAGAAGAUGUGAGACUUGUCUUGUCUCAUAUUCCCAUUGAAAAGACAAUCAUAGGGAAUAUUCAAGGAGAAGGAAGAUUCACCAGCGAAGGUGGAGGAAAAGAAGUAUUCCUUGAUAGAAUCUAGACCCAAGAGGAGAUUCACAGACUCAUUGAAGAAGUCUUUGGAGAUAGAAAGAGAUUAUCAUUAGAGGAAUUCCAGUAAAUCAAUGAAGAAGUCUCGUCAGAAAUGUUUUUAUCCAUAAUGAUUUUGCUACAAUCCUCUUUACCGUGCAGUGAGAAUUUUUACAGAUAUAAGAAAAACUACGAAAAAUUCGUGAAUUAGGGUCCCAAAUCAUCUGAGGGAUCUUCACCAAAGCCAACAUCUAGUGCAUCAAUGCAAAAUGAGCUAACUGUCAAACGACAAAUUGCUAGUCCCAAGAUAAUGAGCAAGCUAUCACCUAUUUAAACAAUGUUUGGUAGAGGUGGAUUAUAAACCAGUUCCGUACUUUAGAAAUAUAGUGGAUAGGCAUAAAAUUAAAACCAAGAUGUUUAAAUGUCUGAUCCUUAGGCUGAGGAGCAAGUUGGUGAAGAUAGAAUUAAUUCAAUCACAAUUAGCUAGUUUAAGUCAAAUAAGCUUUCCUAGAUUGAUAAGAGACAAAGAAUGGAGGAAGUUGAGAAAAUGAGAAAAGGAGGUUAUGACGAACCAGGUUCCCCAGCCAGAUUUGAUGCCAUUAGAUUACCAAACUAAAUGCAAAGCCAAAUUAAAUCUAUUGGAGACACAAGAGUUCAACUUAAAAGUUAAUGUAUAAUGUCUCCUACAAAUAUUUUGGCUGGAAACAAGAAAAUGGAUGGAUUCUUUCACUCAGAUGACAAAAAUUCAGUUUAAAUCGAGGGAGAAAUGAUAAGAAAGGCAACUGAGACAAAGCUUAAAAAGUAUUGGUAUUGCUUGCUUGGAAAGGAAUUAUAUGUCUAUAAAAAUAAGCAUGAAGAUAAACACAAGGGAAUGCAUAAUUUGAUCGGUGUCUUUAUCAAGGAUGAACCUGAGGAGCAUCUCGAUGCAAACACCACUCUCUAUCCAUUCAAAUUAAUCUUUCCUCCUAAUAAGGUCAGAACUUAUUAUCUCCUUACAUUAGAAGAUAAAGAUAGAUGGAUCAAGGCAAUUAAGAAAGUUAUUGGAUAUUCCAGUCUAAAUGAUUUCUAUGAGAUUAAAGAAACUCUCGGUAAAGGUAAAUUUGGGCUAGUUAAAUCAGCUGUUCACAAAAAAACUGGCAAAGUUGUAGCUGUUAAAAUCAUGUCAAAGAAGGAAAUGACAGUGUCAGAUGUAGAGCUUUAAAGAAGAGAAAUUGAAAUCCUAAAGAUGUGCUAACAUCCUUACAUCAUCAGAUUGUUAGAUAUUUUUGAGAAUCAAGACUAUAUUCACAUUGUCAUGGAAAACUUAAGUGGAGGAGAUCUUUUUACAUACUUGGAGAAAAGAAAAUUCACAAUUCCUGAAAGCAGAGCUAAAAUCAUAGCUCAUUAAAUCUCGACUGCACUUUACUAUUUACAUUCAUUUGGUGUUGCACACAGAGAUUUAAAGCCAGAAAAUAUAUUGAUGGUUGAUAAUGGAGAAAAUACAGAUUUGAAGAUUGUAGACUUUGGUCUCUCAAAGAUCAUUGGACCAAAUGAGACCUCUCUUGAUCCAUUUGGAACUUUAGUAAGAAUUAUAUCACUUUAUACCUUUUAGUCUUAUGUUGCUCCCGAGGUACUAUUGCAAAAGCCUUAUGGAAAAGAGGUUGAUUUGUGGAGUAUUGGAGUUAUCAUAUAUCUCCUACUUAGCAGAGUUCUGCCAUUUGAUGAUGAGGAUGAUAGAGAAAUUGCUAGGUAAACUAUUUAUGAUCCACCCGAUUUCUCCUUCCAUCCAUGGGAUAAAGUAACCAAGGAGGGAUUAUUGGAAAAGAACAGACACAAAAGACCAGGUCUUGAGGAGGUCCUCAAUCAUCCAUGGUUCGGAGAAUUCAAAGACAUCCAUAACUUUAGAAAUCAGGCAGAUGGUGAGAGCAAAUUCCAGGCCUAUUGUCUAACAGAGCCAAACUCUCCCAAGAUUAAGGAAGAGAUUGAAAAAUAUUCAUACCCCUAGUGA
Stylonychia lemnae is the source of this 2490-nucleotide messenger RNA. Lineage: Eukaryota; Ciliophora; Spirotrichea; Sporadotrichida; Oxytrichidae. The record is from the annotation of a GenBank genome assembly.